GUCGAGGAAGCGAGCCGACGUUCAGCCUUUUUCUCUCGCGAGGAAGGACGCCGUUAUCGGAAUCCCUACAAACAACACGAGAAUUCAUCAUUCACACGGUCUGAGUGAUGUCGGACCAAGAUUUGGCAGAGAUGGUACAGAUAGCAGUGGAGGACUUGGGCCAAGGCGACCAGACUGAUGUUUUGGACAAUCAUGAAGAUUGUGAUGACAAGCCUGACAGGAAAAGGCCAAGGGUGGACAACAGCUCCCAAGACGCAUCUCUAAAGACCUUGUUGUACUCCAUUAGCCAGACGAUCUGCCAGCGUCUGGACAACAUGGAGGCUAAGCUGCAGAUGGUGGAGGCGACGUGCCGGGCCCUGGAGAGGAAGCUGGAUGCUGUGGUCAACAAGAACCAGGCGCCCAUCCAGGUCCCCAUGGUGGCCGGCUCCCCUCUGGGUGCCACCCAGACCUGGAAUAAAGUGCGUUGUGUUGUUCCACAGACCAAUGUGAUAGUGAGCCAAGAUCGACCGAAGGGCCAGGAGGAGCCAGUAACUCGAGGGGCAGAUUCCCUGGAGAACCUCCUCAGCAACACGGUGGGCGGGCGGAGGCAGAACACGUUCCUUGUGAAGGUGCCGGCGCCGGAGGACAGCCAGGAGGACCAGGAGAGCGGUUCAGAGGCCAGUGACUCUGUGUCCAACAGCGGCCAGACCAACAACGCCCAGAGCACCCAGAACGUCACCCUCAUCACCCUCAACUCAGAGGAUGACUACCCAGCAGGUACGUGGCUUGGCGACGAGAACAAUGCAGAGAUGCGCGUGCGCUGCCCGGUGUCGCCGGGCGACAUGCUCCACAUCAGCACCAACUGCCGCACGGCAGAGAAGAUGGCACUGACACUGCUGGAUUACCUAUUCCACCGUGAGGUGCAGGCUAUCUCCAACCUGUCGGGCCAGGGCAAGCACGGCAAAAAGCAGCUGGACCCACUCAUGAUCUAUGGAGUACGCUGUCACCUGUUCUAUAAGUUUGGCAUCACUGAGUCAGAUUGGUACCGUAUCAAGCAGAGCAUCGACUCCAAGUGUCGCACUGCAUGGAGACGCAAGCAGCGCGGCCAGAGUCUGGCGGUCAAGAGCUUCUCCAGACGUAGUGCCAACGCACCGGGAAGCUCAGAGGGUGGCGCUGUGGUGGAGGCAACCCAGCAGACUCUACACUACACCCUGGCCAACCAGGCUGUCCAGCAGGUCCAGAUCCAUCGCAUAGGAGAGGACGGACAGGUGCAAGUGAUCCCUCAGGGACAUCUCCACAUUGCCCAGGUGCCACAGGGGGAAGAGGUGCAGAUCACACAAGACAGUGAGGGGAACCUUCAGAUCCACCAGGUGCAUGUUGGGCAGGAUGGACAGGUGUUGCGUGGGGCCCAGCUGAUAGCGGUGGCGUCAGCUGACGGGGGGGCCACAGCAGUGGAGGGCUCCCCCCUACAGGCCAGUGACAUACAGGUGCAGUAUGUCCAACUGGCCCAAGUCAACGACCACACCACUACUGUACAGGCGGCGGAGCUGGCCCCAGCAAUGCAGGGUGAGAUGGAGGUGAAGGAGGGAUCCCUCCAUCUGCCAGCGGGGGAGAACGGGGAGGUGGUGCAGAUCGUCACCUCUGUGGGGACAUAAGGGCCCCCGAGGGCCUCGAGACAGAGAGAGAGAGAUGGCCAGCACCCUACGACAGAGUUACAGAGGUGUAGGUGAAAGGGAUGGAGAAGUGGGGGUGGUCCAUAGACAAUAUACAAUUAAAUUUAAUUUUGUAAAUUGUAAAUUAAAUAAAUAAGAAAGUUAGAAAAUGUCAAAAGAACAACAGCAAAGAUCAAGAGAAGUGGUUUUGUUAUUUUAUAUUGACUUUGUCCAGCAACCACUCGUUCAUUGUCAACCAACAGUAUGAAAAUGUUCAUAGAGCACACAGUCUUUCAUAGCUUCUAUCAAGAACUAGUUAACUCACAUUGUCGUCAUCAGAAGAGGACCCGGAGACCUGGCCUGGGCACAGUGCAGGGGAUUAAACCCUACCCAUAAAGGAUGCUGCUCAGGCAGACCAUCACUACCUACACCUGAGCAUCAGCAUAAAAUGUUUACAUCAACUCUGGGAAAGCAUGGAGCUAUUAGAAGUUAAGCCACUCGGCUCAAUAUCCCUCUCUUGAGGGGUCACAGUAGGCUAGGCUAACCCCCUGGACUCGUACUUCACACAACCAAUACUGUGCUGUUCUCCUCUCUAGCAUCCUGCAAUCGUGUCAUGCUGGACUGCUGUGGAAAGUAAUACAAGCCUAACGGUACUUACUAAUGGUUGUGUUUUCUUUGGCUUUUUUUCUUUCUCUCUGUUUGUGCAUCAUUUCUGGGAUGGACCCUUACUUUCUUCGCCAUUUUUUCCUAGCUUUUUUUCAUAUUGGUUAACCCACAUAGCUUUUGUUUGUUUGUUCCAUGUACAUAAUUGUACCACAUCUAAAUGUUUGCGGAGCUUUGGUUGGAGGUAGACAACCACAAAAUAGCAAAGAUGAUGUUCAUGAUAAUACAUGACAAUGAGUUACAUGUAGAGUAGCCAGAAUUUCACUUUUUUUGUUUUUCCUGCUGUAUUUCUGUGAAGGAUACAUUCGUGUGAAUAAAAUGUUUUGUGGUUGCCACAAA
Messenger RNA from Oncorhynchus nerka (sockeye salmon), 2633 nucleotides. RefSeq names its product protein BANP-like. NCBI's taxonomy places the organism in Eukaryota, Metazoa, Chordata, Actinopteri, Salmoniformes, Salmonidae. Gene Ontology annotation, molecular function: DNA binding. Gene Ontology annotation, biological process: protein localization to nucleus; negative regulation of protein catabolic process. The transcript has 13 exons. The record is from RefSeq and is a predicted model, not a curated record. The coding region runs from base 108 to 1634 and encodes 508 amino acids.